CAAAUCGUUGUGUUGACUUCGGCUGAUGCAAAUACAUUUCUCACCACAAUGUUUCUGCGUCAUAUUUCCAAUCGUGCAUGCAAAACAGUGAUCUAUUCAUGCCUUAUUGGCCAGUACAAUUUUCCCCAUGUAACUCAAGUGCCUCACAUUGGCAAGCUUCCAACAGCUAAUGUUCAGCUUGUGAUAGCUCUGGGUGGCGAAAAUGCAAGCAGUAUCAAGGAUUACAUCAAAAAAUUACCACCUACAGUGCAUUUGAUAUGUAUUGAACAGCCGAUGAAGCUCGUUAAAAAUGAGCAUAUUUUAAUGCUUGCUGUUGGAACCGAUCCUGAUGAUGAUGGUUAG
Gongylonema pulchrum is the source of this 342-nucleotide messenger RNA. The record is from the annotation of a GenBank genome assembly. NCBI's taxonomy places the organism in Eukaryota, Metazoa, Nematoda, Chromadorea, Rhabditida, Gongylonematidae.